Morus notabilis is the source of this 2399-nucleotide messenger RNA. Its product is annotated as long-chain-alcohol oxidase FAO4A. The record is from RefSeq and is a predicted model, not a curated record. NCBI's taxonomy places the organism in Eukaryota, Viridiplantae, Streptophyta, Magnoliopsida, Rosales, Moraceae. The coding region runs from base 54 to 2399 and encodes 781 amino acids. The transcript is spliced from 3 exons. Gene Ontology annotation, molecular function: flavin adenine dinucleotide binding; long-chain-alcohol oxidase activity.
ACAUUAAGAUUAAUAUUGCUAAUGUUGGGACUAGUUCUACUGCAGAUCAGGCAAUGAAAGAAGAGAAAAGUCGUAAUGAUAAUAAUAAUGUGUUCAAUAUUUACGAAAGCUCUCUGAGCCGUCGUCAAAUGGACACUCUCAUCGCUGUCUCCGACGCUUUUUUGCCUUCCGUCGACGUUUCCGACCUCACCGCCGACGAAUCCCUUCUCAAGUUCUACGCCACUUCCGCUUCCAUGGCCGCAACUCCUCAACGUUUAGGUGGAAUGAUAAGUGAAAGACUGAAGCACCCAAAGAAGUGGCUGUUGAAAGUGGCGUUGUGGGCGUUGUCUACGUGGUUCGGAACCUUCGUUAUGUGCGGAAUAGCAAGCGUUUCCACCACUUUCCCCUACUUUCACAGCUUUCCCAAUCUCUCUCACCAACGACGCCAAGAGAUUCUCAAUUCUUGGUCUCAGAGUUACUUUUUUCUUCUUCGCUUACUCUACUGGUCUCUCAAGCUUCUCACCUUCCUCGUCUUCUUCACCCAGGUGGACAGCAAGGAUCACAACGUAUCAUGGAAAGCGAUUGGCUAUACUGGACCUGACCCAGAUUUCAAAGUCCAAAAUACCACCACCGCCGCCACCACCAAACUUGAUGAACAACAACAACAACAACAAGAAAUUCUCUUUGGACCACUUUCCAGUGGCAUAGUCGAUUUCAAAACCCUUCCUCAUGACCUAACCCUAAUCAACACACUUAAACGACAUGGAUUCCCCGUGAAACGACGACGUCCCUGCACCUCCAUUCUUCCACAAGAGAGAUCAACCCAUAAUAACAAGGUCCCCAGCUCCAUCUUCGACCCUUUUCUCAAAAUUCGAUGCGAUGCCGUCGUGGUCGGCUCGGGCUCCGGCGGCGGCGUGGUGGCUGGCCUUUUAGCUAGGGCGGGUUACAAGGUGCUUGUUUUGGAGAAAGGAAACUACUACGCGAGGAAUAAUCUCACGCUUCUAGAAGGUCCGACGUUGGAUCAGAUGUACUUAUCCAACGGUCUGAUGGCAACUGCAGACAUGGACGUUCUGUUGCUGGCGGGCUCCACUGUCGGCGGAGGCUCGACGAUCAACUGGUCCGCUUCCAUUCCGACUCCUCAACACGUGAGAAAGGAAUGGUGCGACGAAUAUGAGCUCGAACUCUUCGGAAGUAAACUUUACGAAGAAGCUUUAGAUGUUGUGUGCAAAAGAAUGCAAGUUCAGUCGGAGAUUGAGGAGGAGGGAUUCAACAACGCCGUUCUAAGAAAAGGGUGUGAGGAAUUGGGGUAUCCCGUUGACAACAUCCCUCGAAACGCACCGUCUGAUCACUACUGUGGCUGGUGCUGUCUCGGCUGCAAAGACGGAAGGAAAAAGGGCACUUCAGAGACGUGGCUUUUGGACCUUGUCGAGUCGGGAAACGGCGUCAUUCUCCCGGGAUCCGAAGCCGUUAAAGUCCUGCAUCAGAGGAAGAGUGGGAGGGAGAGGAACACGGCGACCGGAGUGGCCUUCGAAUUCGAAAACAGCAAAGGAGAUAAGGAAAUCUGCGUUGUUGAGUCUAGGGUUACAGUAGUUGCCUGUGGCGCUUUGAGGACUCCGACGUUGUUGAAACGAAGCGGGCUGAGAAACCCCAACAUCGGGAAGAACUUGCACCUCCACCCGGUGGCAAUGGCGUGGGGCUACUUUCCCGAUAACUCCUCAUCGUUCUUGGCGGAGAAGAAGAGCUACGAGGGAGGGAUCAUGACGGCCAUGUCGACGGUGGCGGCUGAUCUCAAAAAGUCCGGCUACGGCACGGUGAUACAGACGCCGGCGCUUCACCCCGGCAUGUUCUCCAUCCUAAUGCCAUGGGUUUCUGGAAAGGACAUGAAGGAUCGGAUGCGGAGAUUCUCGAGAACAGCUCAUGUGUUUGCGCUGGCGAGAGACCAAGGGUCGGGGACGGUGAAUUCAGAUAGCGAAAUCAGGUACAGCGUUGAGGCCCGCGAUGAGGAAAAGCUGAGGGCGGGGGUGGAGAAGGUGCUGAGGAUAUUGGCGGCGGCGGGAGCAGAGGAGAUCGGAACGCAUCAUGGGAAGGGGAAAAGCAUAAACGUAAAGAGUGCGAGCUACCAUGAGUUGGAGAGGUUUGUGAAGGAGGAGAGUGGGAGGGAAAUGAGAGGACUGCGGUGGCCGAUAUGUUCGGCGCAUCAGAUGGGGAGCUGUCGGAUGGGAGUUGCGGCGGCGACAUCAGCGGUGAAUCCGAUGGGGGAGACUUGGGAGGUGGAGGGACUUUUUGUGGCCGACACAAGUGUGUUUCCGACGGCUUUGGGGGUUAAUCCAAUGGUCACUGUUCAGGCCAUUGCUUAUUGCACUGCACUCUCUGUGCUUCAGCUUCUCAAGAGGAAGAAGAUCAAAACUACUUAUAUAUAA